CUCUCUCAAUAGAAAACAGAGGAGCCAGAGAGGCCUCGUGAAUGAGAAGAAUCCUUUGUGUUUCUUUCUACUGAGAGAGAGAGGGAGAGGCACGCGCGCGCCUGAUUGAAGAACUCAACACCCACCUAGGGUUUCUAUGAUUUCUCUCUUUCGAUAGAUUUAUAUAUAUAUAAGUUUGUACAUAAAAAUAAUUACAAAAUAUACAUUUAUCGAGAGAGAGAAAAAUGUCUCAGAAUGGCAAAUUAAUGCCGAAUCUGGACCAGCAAAGCACCAAAGUCCUUAAUCUGACUGUUCUUCAGCGAAUCGAUCCCUUUGUCGAAGAAAUUCUCAUCACUGCAGCUCAUGUCACCUUAUAUGAAUUCAACAUCGAUCGAAGCCAAUGGAGUCGCAAGGAUGUAGAAGGCUCUUUGUUUGUCGUCAAGAGGAACACUCAACCUCGGUUCCAGUUUAUAGUAAUGAACAGGAGAAAUACAGAUAAUUUGGUAGAGAAUCUCUUGGGUGAUUUUGAGUACGAAGUCCAGGUUCCAUACUUAUUAUAUCGAAAUGCGGCCCAAGAAGUAAAUGGUAUAUGGUUUUACAAUAAACAAGAAUGUGAGGAGGUUGCUAAUAUCUUUAGCAGGAUACUGAUUGCAUACUCCAAGGUGCCUCCAAAGUCGAACGUAUCUCCAACGAGAAGUGAUUUUGAAGAACUGGAAGCAGUACCAACUAUGGCAGUAAUGGACGGUCCUCUAGAGCCAUCAUCAUCAACUACCACUAACGUUACAGAUGUUACUGAUGACCCUUCCUUUGUGAAUUUCUUCAGCGCGGCUAUGAUUAUCGGGAAUGUUUCAAAUGCAGCAAUGACCGGACAGCCUUACCAGUUAUCUGCAGUGAUCCCACCUUCCCGUCCACCCAGCGUUCCUCCAACUGCACCAACCAUCCAGAUGCCAUCUCCUCCUCUCUCAGCAUCGACUUCUUUAAUGCCUCUCCUUGAUAACCCUGAAAUCAGCAACAAUAGCAAUCAGGCCACUAAUCUUGUAAAGCCAUCUUCGUUUUUCAGUCCUCCCCCUUCCUCUUCUACAUUAGUUAUGCCACCUGUCUCUCCAUCUAUGCCUACUGCUCCUCCACUUCAGCCUGUUGCGAGUCUCCAACGCCCUUAUGGUGCUCCAUUGCUUCAACCAUUUCCGCCACCCACACCCCCACCAUCUCUGACUCCAACUUCCGUACCUGCUGCAAACUAUGGUCCUGUUAUUAGCAGAGAUAAAGUCCGUGACGCCUUUCAGAUACUUGUUCAGGACAAUCAAUUCAUCGACAUGGUUUACCAGGCGCUACUGAAUGCACAUAAUUCCUGAGCAGUUUGAAGAACCAAUUUAUUUGAUUGUUUUGCCGUCUAUUCUUUAGUAGUCUUUGACCCAACAACUUUGAAGCUUGUUAUAUGACCUGUCUGUAUAGCACUCAGACUUGACUCGCUGUCAUUUGGCUUGGGUGAUGGGGAGUAUGCUUUUUGUAGUAUAUACUUCUGUCUUAUUGCUAUCAGUUUGUGAAAGCUCCAAAGUGAGAAUUGCAUUAUCGGUGUUGCGCUUUUCUUUGCUUGUAUUCAUUGAAGUUAGCUCUGUAUUGCAGUUGGCUGGAACAUCAUAAAAAUAUAGCAAUUCUUUGUCUGGA
Molecule: messenger RNA, 1644 nt
Organism: Camellia sinensis
Lineage: Eukaryota; Viridiplantae; Streptophyta; Magnoliopsida; Ericales; Theaceae
Product: mRNA-decapping enzyme-like protein
Biological process (GO): deadenylation-dependent decapping of nuclear-transcribed mRNA; positive regulation of catalytic activity; deadenylation-independent decapping of nuclear-transcribed mRNA
Cellular component (GO): P-body
Molecular function (GO): enzyme activator activity; mRNA binding
Source: RefSeq, a predicted model, not a curated record